Messenger RNA from Nelumbo nucifera (sacred lotus), 1728 nucleotides. RefSeq lists its product as uncharacterized. The record is from RefSeq and is a predicted model, not a curated record. NCBI's taxonomy places the organism in Eukaryota, Viridiplantae, Streptophyta, Magnoliopsida, Proteales, Nelumbonaceae.
UCCACAUUUGGAAAAAGGUUGAGGGGGAAUUAUUUAUAGAAGGCCUCCAUUUGUGGGGUGAAAGAAAUUUGAAAAAAAAAAAAAAAGGUUUUUGAUCAAGAAGGGUGGUGCUGGGGCCUGGGGGUGGUGUCAUUGUAGGAAAAGAGCCUUCUUCCUUCUUCAAAUUGAAAGAAAGAAGAAGAGGGCUCUGAUAUUCUUCAUUUCAUUUCAAGGAGAAAAAAAGAACAGGGUGGUUUCCGAUGAUUCGCUUGUGGAUUGCAGCGCUCCAAUUGGUGGAGCUCUUUGUGAGUUCUAUGGUUCAUUUGGUGUAUGGGCUUUACAUAUUCAGCAUAGCUGUGGCUUCAGACAUCUCACAGGCUCUAAAUGAGUGUCUUAGACCUAAUGUAAAUAUCAAAGAGAUGGAACCUCGGGCAGCAACUAAUAAUGAUGGUUUACCUCCCAUUGUCUUGAUUCAUGGGAUCUUCGGAUUUGGGAAAGGGCGAUUAGGAGGAUUGUCGUAUUUUGCGGGAGCAGAGAAGAAGGAUGAAAGAGUUUUGGUUCCUGACUUGGGUUCCUUAACCAGCAUAUAUGAUAGGGCUCGCGAAUUGUUUUAUUAUCUGAAAGGCGGGCAAGUUGAUUAUGGAGAAGAACACAGUAAAGCUUCUGGGCAUUCGCAGUUUGGAAGGGUUUAUGAGCAAGGGCAUUACCCUGACUGGGAUGAAGACCAUCCCAUUCACUUUGUUGGACAUUCAUCUGGAGCCCAGGUGGUUCGUGUAUUGCAGCAAAUGCUGGCAGACAAGGCUUUCAAAGGAUAUGAGAACACUUCUGAGAACUGGGUUUUGAGCGUAACUGCAUUAUCCGGCGCAUUCAAUGGUACAACAAGAACCUACCUAGAUGGGAUGCAGCCAGACGAUGGAAGAGCAAUGAAGCCCGUUUGUCUGCUCCACAUCUGUCGCUUGGGUGUCAUACUCUACGAUUGGAUUGACAUUCCAUGGCUGAAGGCCUACUACAAUUUUGGGUUCGACCACUUCAACAUGUCCUGGAAGCACAUGGGAGUUUCAGGUCUUCUGGAUUGCCUCUUAGGCAAUGCGGGUCCUUUUGCUUCAGGAGAUUGGAUUCUCCCAGACCUCACAAUUCAAGGAUCAAUACGACUCAACUCCCAAAUCAACACCUUUCCAAACACAUUCUACUUCAGCUAUGCCACCAAGCGAACAAGGAAAAUCAUGGGGAUCACCGUCCCUUCCGGCAUACUUGGCAUUCAUCCCAUGCUUUUCAUCAGAGUAUUGCAGAUGAGCCAGUGGAGACAUCCUCCAGACGUCCCUCCUCCUUAUAAAGGAUAUCGGGAUGAAGAUUGGCAGGACAACGAUGGAGCACUUAACACUAUAUCCAUGACACACCCCCGGAUCCCCAUUGAACAUCCCAGCCGUUUUAUUGUAAAUGACUCUGAAUGCCAGCCUCUGCAGCCGGGCAUCUGGUACUACAAGAUUGUGGAAGCUGAUCACAUACUUUUCAUUGUGAAUCGGGAAAGAGCAGGAGUGCAAUUCGAUUUGAUAUAUGACAGCAUCUUCGAACGCUGCAGAAAGCACGUAUUUAGGAAGAAACCACAAACGCUACCUAACCAAAUCUACCAAUAGAUCAGAAUGUGUUCCAUCUAAAAUAGAACAUGGAAGCAAAAAAAAAAUGAAAAGCUACUAUAUUAGCUCCUUUACCCCUCUUACUCCUGGUAUGAUAUAGACGUUUUUCCCUUCA